Messenger RNA from Diachasmimorpha longicaudata, 4005 nucleotides. RefSeq lists its product as uncharacterized. Bases 1 to 2505 code for a protein of 834 amino acids. The record is from RefSeq and is a predicted model, not a curated record. Lineage: Eukaryota; Metazoa; Arthropoda; Insecta; Hymenoptera; Braconidae. The transcript is spliced from 4 exons.
AUGCCGGGCAAAAAAUUCUCCGAUUUAUCCGUCCGAAGUCAGAACGAUUAUUUAACAACUGUUCGGAUGAACGCCAGGCUUGUGUCCAAUCGAACACAUCCUAACCUCACACGUCAAGACUCUCCUGAAACAUCUGAUGACAAUGAUUUUGCUAGUUCAUCAAUUGCAUCUGAGAGACCAGCCUACAAUGACAUGAACUCAAAUUCAGUAGAAUCAGCACCAGAAACAUCAAAGUAUGAACAAGAGUUGCAGGAGAAUCCCAGGGUUCCUGAUGAUAGUGACACCGAAGACUGCAACGAUUUUUCAGAUGAGAUGAGUUACUCGAGUCAUUCACAGAGUGAUUCUCAUGAAUUCAUGACUGAUAGUGAAAAUGAAAUCGAUUUGGAUGGUGCAGUACAUACUGCACAUCACGGCGAGAACCCAGAACUCGAUGAUGAUCCACCACUAUAUUUUGAAGCUCCUCUCAGUAUCCGAGAAAGUAUGCUCAUGUUACUAUCACUCUUUCUCAACCACUGGCUUGAUCAAUCGUGUCUAGGAGCCAUAAUUGACAUGGUAAAUCUACACUGCCCUCAGAGAGAUUUGAUGAAAAACAGUUUAUAUAAAUUCAAAAAAUAUUUCAAUUUACCAGAGCUCUCCAAACAUAAAAAUCAUUAUGAUUGUUCUGAGUGUUUUCAUGAAGUAGGGAGGCCAAAUGCAUUAUGUUCAGGUUGUCAGGAAAACACAAAAAUAGCUCAUUUGAUUGAGUUACCUUUUCGGGAUCAAUUACGAGCGAUGUUCAAACGAAAAGGUUUUUACGAAAGCCUACAAAAACGAUUUGAACGAGACUUUCAACCCGGUGUAAUAAGUGACAUUUAUGAGUGCCGACUGAACACCGUUUGCUCGCUCAAAAAUUACUGCACAGACGCCACGGGUGUGGAGACCCAGUGUACCCUUCUAGUCAGUGUGACGGAAAGGUACACUGGGACCCUGCACUAUCGGCCGACUGUACGAAUAAGUGACAUUUAUGAUGGACAGCAGUAUAAGAAAUUAACUGACCUCGAAUUCACCUCAAAUCCUCAUAAUAUUACACUCACUUGGUACACUGAUGGUAUCCCCGUUUAUAAAUCAUCGAAAGUGUCAAUGACACCAAUGUAUUUAUCGAUAAAUGAGUUACCCUUCUCAGAUCGAAGUUUACGUGAAAAUAUACUUCUAGCAGGCCUUCUGUUUGGGAGUCAGAAAAUAGACGUUAAUAUCCUCUUGAAAAAAAUAUUUGCCCAAUUUGAAGCUCCGGCAGCUGGAAUUGAUGUUUCCCUUCCACAGGGAAAUGUCAUCAACGUUCGCGGUCUGCUGUUACUCGGUACUUGCGAUCUACCAGCUAAAAGUGAUAUUUUCAACUUGAUCACAUUCAACGGAUUUUUUGGAUGUCCCCUUUGUGAAUGGCCUGGCGAAACCUUUGGUCUGCCAUCAGGAGGAACAACGCAUGUGUAUCGCUUUUCGGAAGAUCUACCACUGAGAAUUUCUGAAGCUGCUAUUCGCUGUGGAGAAGAAGCUCUGCAAACUGAUAGGCCCAUUUUGGGCUGGAAGGGGCCUUGCGUGAUCUCCAAAUUGAUGCCUGAUUUUAUUGGUGGCACAGCAAUUGAUCGCAUGCAUGCUGUUGAUGAAGGUGUAAUAAAAAAAUUAUUAAACCUCUGGUUUGGCUCAUCUCUUCGAAAUGCCCCAUUUUCUUUGCUUGAUGUUAAAGAUCUUAUAAAUGAGGGAUUAAAAUCAAUCAAACUUCCGAAGUUCAUCCAUCGUAUACCCAGAACAGUUGAUGAUCUCUGUCAUUGGAAGGCAUCAGAGCUCAAGAUGUGGGCGUUCUAUGAUUCCUUGCCAAUUUUGCAAGGAGCCAUGAAACCUGAUUUUUUCGCAAAUUAUUUGCUAUUAAUAACCGCUAUUUCCAUUCUCAGCGCAGACUCCAUUUCCGCUGAUAUGUUCGAUGUCGCUGAAAAAUUACUACAACGGUUUGUUCAUGGUUUUCAGCUAUUAUACGGGCUACAAUUCUGCUCCAUCAACAUUCAUCAACUCCUGCAUCUAGCUGAAUGUGUUCGUCAGUUGGGUCCUCUCUGGGCCUAUACUUGUUACCCGUAUGAAGAUCUUAAUGGUCGACUACUGAGAACUAUCUAUGGAACAAGAUAUAUAGAUUCCCAAAUAGCCACAGCCCACAUGCAAUUGAUAACUAUGAGACGUCAUUUGGAUUUACUGACAGAGGGCUUGAUAAAAGAUUAUCGUUUUCGCCGCAAAAAACAAAUAAAAAUCUGUGAGAAGUUAUCAGCUAGCUCUUACAGCGUUGGAACUUAUUCGAAAAUUCUAACAGAACUUCCAGCAGAAAUCGACGAAGCUAUCAAUCGCUCGCAAAUACCAAGGGGAAGAAUUCAAGUAUAUAAGCAAUUGUUAAAGCAAAAAAAAUUGAUUGUUGCAGAAUUAUACUUCAGAGAUAUUAAAACUCAGUCUUCUCAUGUGCAAUAUAUACACGAUAAUGAAGAAUAAAUAGGUUCCACCUAUUGUUUCAUAAAAGUCAGUCCUAAUUGCGAAUAUCUGGGUGACUGUCAAUGCGAACCAAUGCAUUACGCAAUAAUUCGUAAAUUACGGAGCGAUCGUAUUUUUGGAGUAUUUACUGAUACUGUGGAUGAACGUUACAUUUCUUUACUCCAUCUCUUCAAAUCUCAUCGACAGGAUGAAGUUAUCGCGAUUCCAGGGGAUCAAAUCAUAUUUGUCUGUGUGUGCAUGAGUAUAGGCGAGCAAACCUACGUUGGACUCCCUAUAAGUAGCCACGAGCUGGAAUAAUUCAUGAUAAUAUUCAGAGAGGAAGGUCUUGGAAAGAUUUGAGACGAAAAGACCAUAAGUCUGCAAAUGACAUGAAACUUCCAUAGAAAUUGCUUAAUAACAUUUUAUCCUUCAUAUAAUUAUUAGCAGAAUGAUUUGAUAUUCGUUCAAUAUAGAUAACUUUUUUUCAAUCAUCAUCAAUAUUAUUUUUCAUUUCGAGAGUAUAGAGAAUAGAAGAAUAAGAUUAGAGGUACAAUUUUUUAAGCUUAGAUUGAAGAAUCUCAACUCAAACAUUCAUCUCCUGACAAAUAUUUUUAUAUUGUAAUAUAGAUAUAUUUAAUAAAUUCUAUUUGUUGAUAUAUCUUUUUUCAGCAUUUUAACGCCGUAAUUUUUCUGUCAUUUGAGAGUUGAACCAUUCUCUACGUGACUUUUCUCUGGUAAUGGAAAAUUCAAAACAAUUAUUUUUUGAUAAAGUCGGUUGCAUUCAAUUUGUAUUCUUUCUGUUGGAAGUAAAUUGUUAAAAUUAUUCUUGCAGAUAAAUGAAAAAAUGAAUAACAAUUCAGUGAUGUUGUAUCUGGUAUGGUGAUAAUAUUUGCAAUCCCCUCGGACAUUCAGAAAAAUGGCCAAUUAAUAAAUGUAUUUGUUCUCACAGCAUAUAACGUCGUCCAUCGAGAAUAGUAGAGUUUAAUAUUUUCAUCAAUUGGUAAAGCAAAUCCAGUGAAGUCUUCCAGUAAUUUCAGUGCGUCCGAUUUCACAAUGAAAGUAGUGAAAAACUAUGUAUGACAGAUCUUCGUAGCUUAUUAAUUAAAAGAAUAUUAUAUCGUCAAAUUAUUGAACAAUUGGCAAAUUUUAAUUGCUCCAUCCCGAUAAUAUGUACCUUAAUUAUCAUCAAUGAGAAUUUUAAUCCAGUCCUAAUCUAGACGUUGAGAAUACCCAAUGUAAGUUAACAAUAUACUCAACUUACUCCCAAAAUUACUGACGUUGAGGGUAGGUUGAGUAUACGUUGGGAAGUUGAGGGAUUUUUGACGUACAUGUAUGAAUUAGUUGACGUAGGUUGGAAAUAUGCUGAAGAUUCCGCGGAAAAAUUGAAGAUCAAAGAAAAGUAAGUUUAGAACGUUAAGACUAUGUUGGGAGACCCGGUAAAAUUUUGACUCGGGUCACCAUCAACUAUUUUAGUUUGGGUUGGUUCAUCCAACCAAAUUUGUAUGAAAAUUUAAGCUUUAU